AUGAUUAUAGAGUGCAUAGCAUUUUUUAUCAGAAUCACUCAAAAAGUAUUUGAAUUUCUAGGUCUAACUCCUUUAAUAGUAUUCCUAGUCAAGAAAAGCAUGUGGUAUGGAUUCUUUACAUUUUUGGCAUUGGCAACAAUUUUAAGAGCCUAUUUCUCUUAUAUUCCUUAGAUGAAUUAAAGAGUUCAAAUUCAGUAUCACUUGAUAAAUGGGAAAUAUUAUGGAUUUGUAUUCGAUCGUUCAUUUAAAAAUAUAUGCUAAGUUUCGAAUUCAGACAUCAUACUAGAAUUUUAAUCUUCUACGUUAAAAUUUUAAAAGAAUUUUCUAUGUGAAUCUGUUAUUUUCGAGGGUGAUAAUGAGAUUGAAUUUUAAGAUGAAUACUACGAAAUUCAAUUCAAUAUUGAUGCAAAUUAUUUAAUGCCAAAUUAGAAAACCAUUGUGGAAUUAACCUCAUAUCUAAUAACUGAUGACAACAAUAAGAAUUUUAAAUAGCAAAACCUUAUAAAAUUGGGAGAAUAAUAUCACUUAUCCAUAUUUAAAUUUCUUCCUUUCCGAAUUAUCAUUAAAGUGUUUAAGAAAAUGUCUGAAGUACUAGAUCUACAUGAUAGCUAUGCUAAGACGGGGGACAUCAAACUAUUUAAUCAUAUUCCAAAUCAGAAUAUAAAGAUUAAAGCAAUCAUUUUGGAGAUGAUUGCUUAUGACCGCAUAGUUUAGUUCAGAAAUUAAUUUUGUACCACAUCUGUCUGGUAUAAGAUAUUACCUCUAUUAUUAUUUCUUUUCAACUCUGACUUUAGGAACGUUCAUACUCACAUUGAUUUUCAUAAUAUUUUGGGAAGUAAUUUUAGAAGUAUUACAAAUAGAUUGUCUUUAAUAUCCAUACUUAUAGCUUUAAGGGAAUGA
Paramecium tetraurelia is the source of this 900-nucleotide messenger RNA. RefSeq lists its product as uncharacterized. The transcript has 4 exons. NCBI's taxonomy places the organism in Eukaryota, Ciliophora, Oligohymenophorea, Peniculida, Parameciidae. The record is from RefSeq and is a predicted model, not a curated record.